Zymoseptoria tritici IPO323 is the source of this 2637-nucleotide messenger RNA. RefSeq lists its product as uncharacterized. NCBI's taxonomy places the organism in Eukaryota, Fungi, Ascomycota, Dothideomycetes, Mycosphaerellales, Mycosphaerellaceae. The transcript has 3 exons. The coding region runs from base 1 to 2637 and encodes 878 amino acids. The record is from RefSeq and is a predicted model, not a curated record.
AUGAGCCUCCUAGCAUUCCUCGUGUGUGAGAUUGCGGCUGAUGGAAUUCCUCUCAAAGCUCAAGCUCUAGUGUCGUCGGACACCCCUGACUCGGCCCGCACUUGUUUCCAAAACGAAAAGUGCGCCAACGGCUUUCUAUACGUUGCCUACGCACUGUGUCAAGGGAUUCCAAUCCACGUCCACCUCAUCGCCAAGUUCGUCACCGGCGCCAGCUGCCUCAUCACCGGUCUCGUCCGAUAUCUGCGUCGACAUCCACGAACCAAACCACCACAAGAAGCAGCUUCUCUGUUGCGCAUGCCCAUAAUGGCUCACAACGCUCCCACAUCCGCACUUGACGGCGCACGGCCUAUCGUUGCUCAGGUACACAAGGGCGGACCCAACGGACCUUCCAUCAUGGUCAGCGGAUCUUUCGACUCUGUCCUCAAGCUCUACAAGGCCUUUGGGGAAGGACUCCACAUUCCAACUGAGUACGAACAAGAUGGAGAGACAGCUGGACUCAUGGCUUUCGACUAUCAAAUCGACAAAGGCACCUUCCCAACCAAGGAAGAUUCGGUUGCACUGGACCUGCACGACGCGCAGAAUGUGAUCAUGAUAUCUGCAAAGUUCCGUGCCCAGAUGGAAGCCACGAUCGAGGGGUUUGGAUCUUUCCGACUCUCGGUCACACCUCAGAUUCGAGCCAACGAUUUCGACGUCGACUCCGCACUCUCGGCACUCAGAGACGCAUCGCACGCGCUUCAGUUCAGGCGUGUCUUCGAGAUUGGCCUCAUUACUCGACGUGCCGACAACACCAUCAGCAAGAUCGACCUCAUCCCCUCUUUCCCUGGUGUCGAAGCGACCAACACCGUGUGGAUGGUCCGCCUGCUCCAGACGAAUGAGAGCGGCGAGAUCGUCGGCGAGCUCUGGAGUACACUUCAGCCACGCCGACGGAAGCAGAAGGAUGUGGUCAAGAAGGAGGAGGAUGCUGGAGAGGAUGCAGAUGAGAAGAAGCAGGCGCCCCAGGAGCGUCUUCAUCUGGCCGACACUCAGGAUGCUGCGGAGGAGCAUGUUGUCAACAACCACUUCAUCACUGCAAAGAUGGACCACGCAGCCUCUGUACCUCUCGCCGACGCACAUAUUCCUCUCUCUUCUCUCUCUAUGAAGGGCCACCCCAACGGCCGCUACACCAACAUCUCCAUCACCGGUCCUGCCGUUGCGGUCAACAAGCUCCGCACAGCAUUCGAGGACGAAGCACUCGUCCUGCCAACCCACUACACCUACCAGCGAACUGGAGACGCAGCCAUGCAGCGGGCAAUGGACUAUCAAAUCAAGAAAGGCACCGUUCCAUCAUCGCAGCAAGUAGACGACUUCUACAAAGAGCAUGGGCCGUCAGACGGCGCUGCUUUCCAAGUCUACGAGGAUAACAUUGCAAAAGGCGCGUCAGCUCGCGACUUGGUGACUCCAUCGCUUGCCGCGGAUGGUCUCGAUGUCGAUGAAGUUCUGGGAUCAUUUCGCCAUCUGUCAAGAGCAUGUGGACACCAAAACAUCUACGAACUCGGUAUCAUCACGCAAGAGCCGAACGAGCUCGAUCACUCGGUGGGCCUGCUUCCCUCGUUUCCGGAUGUGGAUGCCACUGAUACCAUCUGGAUCAUUCGCCGACUUCAAGGCCGCUUCCUCGCGCCGCCGCUCGAGCUUUGGAGUGCCCUCUUGCCCUCUCCAAAGCCAGGUCAGACUCGCAACGCUCCGCCAGCCAUGCCAACGUCGCCAGAGCCAUCGGCACAACCGCUCAACAUCAAGAAGAGGUCCAAGGAGGCUGUCGAUUCGCAUGGACUGAGAGGUCUUGGGUCGGCUACAGAAUCUGUUCCCACUUCCAGCCCGGCUACCAAUGCCACUCCUCCAAAGAAGACUACAGCAUCGUCCUCUACCAUGCCGUCAGCAAUGGCCAUGCCACCAGCCGGGAUCACCAGCACUUCAGCUCCCAUACCCACCACUGCACUCCAAACAUCAACCACAGCCCCAGGCAAACUCGCCAAAUCCGACCUCCACGUCUACCCCAACCCAUCCGCAAUCGGAACUCUCUCCAACGACGACAUGCUCUCCGGCAGCAUCCACCCCCGCGACAUCAAACUCGACCUCAUCCUCCACCUCGCACUCUCAAACGACAACAAAACUCUCUUCAACCGUAUCAACGCUCUCUACACCUCUCUCGGUCUCCCAACACGCGGCGAGAGCAGUAUCACGAAGUGCGUGAGCAAGGCUUUCGAGGUACGCGCCAAAGAGCUGGAUCCGAGGGAUGGGACUGGGGUGAAGAUCUCGAUUGGAGAGUUGAGAGCGCAGUUUGAUCAGUUUCGGAGGGGAAAUGGUGCUAGGGCUAGAGGAGGAGAUGCGGGGGAGUAUCAGUUUAAGGGGAUGAAGAAGGCGUUGUGGGUUGCUGCUGGGCCGUCGAGGAGGAAGGGGAAGGGAAAGAGUGUUGCGAAGGAGGAGGAGAGUGAUGACGAAGAUGAGGAGGAGGACGGGGAGGAAGAUGAGGCGCUACUCGGACUUGCGGAAGAGGAUGGUAUCGACAGCGGGGUGGAUGAAGAUGAAGAGGAAGAUGUGGCGCCGGUCAAGAAGCGUCGUCGUCUGAUACGGUUGGAGGAUGAGGAUUACGAGGAGGGUUGA